Messenger RNA from Kockovaella imperatae, 1732 nucleotides. RefSeq names its product major facilitator superfamily domain-containing protein. Gene Ontology annotation, molecular function: transmembrane transporter activity. Gene Ontology annotation, biological process: transmembrane transport. Bases 118 to 1656 code for a protein of 512 amino acids. The record is from RefSeq and is a predicted model, not a curated record. NCBI's taxonomy places the organism in Eukaryota, Fungi, Basidiomycota, Tremellomycetes, Tremellales, Cuniculitremaceae. The transcript has 11 exons.
GUCACGAGUUGCUGCUGGGAGGGAGGUGAUCAUCAUUAUUCUCAUUCCCAUUGUUCGUCUGGGCUUCUAUUGGACUUGAAUCUCUGUGAGAGGUCAAUCAAUGACCCAUCGCCCAACAUGGCUCGAUUCUCCCAUCAGCUCAAGAUACAGGUCGCCAUCUUGAUACUGACCAGGUUGGCAGAGCCGAUCACAUAUACAGUCAUCUUCCCGUUCAUCAACCAGAUGUGUCUUGAGCUCGGUGUCACGGACAAUAGCGACAAGGUCGGAUUUUAUUCAGGCUUGGUGGAAUCCACAUUUGCAUUCGUUCAAUUCUUUACAGUAUAUCAUUGGGCAAAACUAUCAGAUCGCAUCGGACGCAAACCAGUCAUCUUACUAGGUCUCACAGGUGUGGCGAUCUCCGGGACGCUAUUUGGACUAUCCACAAGGUUCUGGAUGAUGAUAGCCGCCAGAGCCAUCUCUGGUGCACUCAAUGGCAAUGUCGCCGUCAUCAAAGCCAGUCUUGGCGACAUUACGGACGAGUCCAACUCGACCGAAGCUUUUGCCCUCUAUGGCCUUACAUGGACAGUGGGCUCCAUGAUUGGCAACUCGAUCGGCGGAACCCUUUCGCACCCAUUCGAAAGGUUUCCUAGUGUCUUUGGCGGCUUUCCCAUUUUCAAGCACUUUCCAUACCUCUUUCCCUGUCUAGUGUGCACUUUUAUGACUCUUCUCGGUCUUUUGUUUGGCACGUUCUGCUAUCGCGAGACCCUGCCCGGUCCCACCGGUUCAAUGUUCUCCAUGCGCGUCUUCUCGCCGACACAUAAACGUCAUUCCUCGUCUUCGACCAGCGUAUCCGACACUGAGACUCUAGUUGGCGACGACACGCCUUCGACUGAGAUGUUGUUGGCUAAAAUGCCACAGGGUGUCGAUGGUCCGGGCCUAGCCGUUCUGGAGCCUCAACGAUGGGGUUUCCGAAGCCUCAUGGGCUAUCGACCUGUGCAGAUCCUCUCACUGACAAUGUUCCUCAAUUCGUUUGUCAAUGGCGCCUGGUCCGCCGCCUCGCUGCUUUUCUUCUUCGACAGGAACAAUGGCUUGAAUAUGUCAGCCGCCGCGAUUGGCAGUGCACUUGCAUUGAACGGAUUUUGGUCUAUCGCUUGCCAGCUCUUGUUCCUCACACGUAUACGGCGCUAUUUUGGCUUAGCUACUGCCUACAAGCUAUUGACCUUUGGAUGGAUACUGGUCUGGGUCCUGCUUCCACUUCUUCGGCCAAUCCUAGUGGCAGUCGAAACGCCAGUGCCAAACGAAGCCGGCUCCUUGGCGUAUGCGGAGGAGAGAAGCUGGACCGUCACCAUUUGUGUCAACCUCCUGCUAAGCUACGUGACUUUCUGUGGCAUGACGAGCAGUCUGCUCAUGGUCCUCAUCAACUUCUCCGCGCCCGAUCGUACAGCGCUUGGUGCCGUCAACGGAAUUGCCACCGCCGUCGGAUGCAUGUCAAGAGUCAUCGGUCCAUCACUGAUCAGUGCGCUUUUCGCCAUAUCCGUUGACCGGGGCAUUCUCGGCGGAAGAUUGUGGUGGGUAUUUAUGCUCUUUGCUUCUGCAGUCAACUUUAUAUGUUGCCUAUUCGUGCAGCCGGAUGCACCGUCGCCGGCUAUAUUCACCAAAGGCGAUGACGAGAGCUGAGAGAUGAGUCAUGUUACGCCUGUAGAAAAUAUGUAAAGCUGCGGUAUGACUUAUGAACAACAUAUGCAUUGAUGGU